GUUUAAAGUUUGCAAAACUAAGGUUCGGUUAAUAUUUAUAUACUCCAUAUAUAUUGUAACUAUUACCUUGUGUAAUUUUUCCAUAUUUAGUCAUAUGCAAUGUUCAUGUGUUUAGAGUUUACCUCGUAUCUUUCUGUGGUUCAAAAUUUAAUUUCUUACAAUUUCUGAUUAUUUUAUCAAAAUAGUUAUCCACAUCUGAUAUUUUGAAUUGUCCUAAAUUAUCUUUUUAUAUAUAUGUUAUAUUAGUUCUUUUUAUUUGGCUAUACUUUCCAGAAAAAGGCAUACCAUAUUUUCAACCAGAGAAAUAAAGAGCACAUUUGAGCUGUGUAUAUUUUAUCACAAUAUUUUUUUUUUUGUGUGAUUUAGUUCUUCUAAAUAAGACAAAAAUGGCUUAUCCUCCUGGCGGUGGUUAUGGUUAUCCACAAGGGGGUGGUGGAUACCCACCUCCAGAUAUGGGAUAUCCACCUGCAGGUGGAUACCCUGCUGCACCUGUUGCAUACCCACCAGGAGUGGGUGGUUAUCCUCCUCAACCAGGAUACCCGCCACAACCAGGAUAUGGUGCUCCACCAGCUCAACCUUACUCAGGUGGUCCGCCACCCGCUCAGCCGUAUGGAUAUGGACCUCCUGGAGGUCAGCCAGGAUACCAACAACCGCAACCAUAUGGUGGUUACCAGCCCCAACCAGGUUAUGGACAACAGCCACCGCAACCACAAGCAGGUUAUGGGCAGCCUCCAGCACAGGGCUAUAACCAACAACCACCUCAACAAGGGUAUGGGCAACAACCCCCUCAACAAGGAUAUGGGCAACAACCCCCUCAACAGGGUGGGCAACAGCCCCCUCAACAAGGAUAUGGCCAACAACCACCGCAACCUGCUCAACACCAGCCAGCUCCUGCUAAACAAGUAGCACCAGCACGACCUCCACCAGCAACAGCUCAACCAGUAGCAGCAGCGCAACCAGUAGCUCCUAGCAGACCAGUCGCACAGCCUCCCACUACUCAAAUGGCUAACAUGAGUGUUGGAAGAAAGGGUGGUACUAUCAAACCAAUUUCACCAUUUGAUGCUGAAGCAGACUGUGAACUUCUCAGAAAGGCAAUGAGAGGUGCAGGCACUGAUGAAGCAGCUUUAAUCAACAUCAUCGCGCAACGAUGCAAUCGUCAGAGAGUGGAAAUCAGAUUGAGAUAUAAAACUAUGUUUGGAAAGGAUUUGAUGAACGACUUAAAAUCAGAGCUCAGUGGUAAUUUAGAAGAAUGUUUGUUGGCUAUGUUGGAACCAUCUGUACUGUUUGAUGCGAAGUGCUUAAGAAGAGCUAUGCGGGGUGCUGGCACUGAUGAAGAGACUCUUAUUGAUAUAUUAUGCUCUCGUACGAAUGCUCAAAUUCGCGAAAUCAAGCAAGAAUAUGCCACCUAUUACAAGAGAGAUUUAGAAAAGGAUUGUGUUAGCGAGACAAGUGGUCAUUUUAAACGAUUGUUGGUCUCCAUGUGCCAGGCUAACCGUGAUGAAACUGACACAGUUGAUAUUGCGAAAGCUGCGAAGGAAGCGCAAGAUUUAUAUAAGGCCGGUGAAAAGAAAUGGGGCACUGACGAGUCUCGUUUUAACGUUGUUUUAGCAUCUCGCAAUUUCCACCAGUUGAAUGCAACAUUUUCUGAAUACGUAAAGGUCUCGCAACGUGAUAUCUUGAACAGUAUCGACAGAGAGAUGUCUGGUGAUUUGAAGGCUGGAUUUAAAUGCAUUGUACAAUGUGCUCGGAAUCCUUCUGAAUAUUUUGCUGAUCGAUUGUGGAAAUCAAUGAAGGGGGCAGGAACGAAUGAUAGCUUGCUUAUUCGAAUCAUUGUGUCGAGAUCGGAGAUUGAUCUUGCUGACAUCAAAACUGAGUUCUUGCGAAAGUACCACAAAACAUUGUACAAGAUGAUUCAAGGAGAUUGUAGUGGCGACUACAAAAAAUUGCUUUUAAAUUUGGUUGGCGCAGACAUAUAAUCGAUAAAGAAACCAUGUUUUUUUUUAAUUCUCUGUUCUGUGUAUUCUACUAAUUUGUGAAUCUUAUUUGAGUUUUUGGCAAAAACCAAAAGGAAAUGCGUAACACAUCCAAGGGAAUAUUGCAUAUUCACUUUCUAUUGUCAAGAACGUCCAAGGUUAGAACUCAAUCAUUUUUUUUCAUCUUUGAAUGUUGUUUAAUUUCGUACUAAUUGUUUUGUUUAUACUAAUUUCUUUUUACAUACGAUAAUGGUCUCAAUAAGGAAUAAUAUUGACGGAAAUGUAUUAGUUUUGUAUUAUGUCUAUGUGUAAGGCGAAUUAAGUAAAAAAAAGUGUGUUAGAA
This is a messenger RNA of Hydractinia symbiolongicarpus, 2316 nucleotides long. RefSeq names its product annexin A4-like. NCBI's taxonomy places the organism in Eukaryota, Metazoa, Cnidaria, Hydrozoa, Anthoathecata, Hydractiniidae. The transcript is spliced from 15 exons. Gene Ontology annotation, cellular component: cytoplasm. Gene Ontology annotation, molecular function: calcium-dependent phospholipid binding; calcium ion binding. Bases 387 to 1976 code for a protein of 529 amino acids. The record is from RefSeq and is a predicted model, not a curated record.